AUGCUGAAAAAUUCAAAAUCCAAAUCAUCAAACUAUUCCGCCAUCUCCGAUAAAAGUCAGCUUCAAUAUGAUGCAAAUUCCAAACGAAUAUUAAAACGAUUGAUGAGAGAGUUACUGCUCACCAAAAACGUUGCUCCAUCGACUGUGACCAACAAGAAGGAUUCUCCUCUUAAAAAUUAUUUCAAAGAUUUCCCGAUGGACGUUCUCGUCGGAAAUGUUUUUCAAUUUAUUUCAUAUUUUGAAUUAAUUCAUAAUUUUGCAAUGGUCUCCAAAGAAUGGUUUUUCAGUGUUUGGGAAAAAUAUUUAUUUAAUUCUUCCAUCUCGAGAUUGUUUUUAAAUUUUGAGAAAAGUCUGAAACGAUCCUUUCAUUUUGCCAAGCUUGGUGGUGAAUACACCAAAUUCCCAAUUUUAUUACCCAGUUACGACGAUCAUGUGAUGUGUGACUCCAAUUUUGGAAAUGUCAAACUAGAACCAGUGGCUCUGUUUGGAGAAAAUUGUGAAGCAAAAUUACACAACUUGCAAGAGAGUUCAAGACAAUUGAAAUUUCUUCCAUUGGAUCCUCUUCAAGAGUAUCGAGUGCUUCAUAGUGCCAAAUUUUCCAUCGAUCAAGAUUCUGACAUUGUCUCUCGAGAAUUACAUCAUUUAGAACAUUUUCGAAAAUAUGUGACAGGUCCCAUUCGAGGAGCUUACCGUCUUUACAAAACCUCUCCUAAACGUGUGCCUCUCAACAAGUUCAGUUUUGCCGAAAUAUUUUUCGAGUCCUUAUACAGUAACAAGGAACAUGUCGCUCACAUUUUCUUUCCUUCGUUUUUAAAGAAGGAAAUUAAGAAUUUGAAUGUUUCUGAGAAGGAUCAAAAUAAGGCAUACUUUGCUUGCAUGGUUUGGCUCAUGAGAGAAAUUUUGAGUUUUUUCUACAUGAUCUUUCAAUAUCGAAUGUAUAGUACGAAAUAUUCGAAUAAGAGUUCUGCACAAUGUAGUUCCUCGGUAAACAGUACAACCAUCAUGAAUACAACAAAUCGUAGUAGUAGUAGUGGUAAUGAUAAUAAUAGUAAUACUAUUUCUACAAAGAACAACAAAUAUCAACAAGUAGAAGAGGAAACAUUCGAAAGUACUCCUUCGAAUAUAAAAAUUUGCCUUCGAGAAAAGAGAGUUUGCCUUUCACGCUAUGAAGGACAUGACCACUUUUCAAGUCAUGUUGAUGAAUGUUUCGCACAAGUAGCAGAUGUUCUGUACGGAAUGAAUGUGAUGAAUGCCAAUUCUGGCCUUACGAUUGGUUUCAUUGGUUGGAGAGUGUUAAAAACGGAUGUGACUUUUAAGAAGAGGGUUUGA
Molecule: messenger RNA, 1329 nt
Organism: Naegleria lovaniensis
Lineage: Eukaryota; Heterolobosea; Eutetramitea; Acrasida; Naegleriidae
Exons: 1
Coding region: 1-1329 (442 amino acids)
Source: RefSeq, a predicted model, not a curated record